This is a messenger RNA of Aplysia californica (California sea hare), 1774 nucleotides long. RefSeq names its product homocysteine S-methyltransferase YbgG. Lineage: Eukaryota; Metazoa; Mollusca; Gastropoda; Aplysiida; Aplysiidae. The record is from RefSeq and is a predicted model, not a curated record. Gene Ontology annotation, molecular function: S-adenosylmethionine-homocysteine S-methyltransferase activity. Gene Ontology annotation, biological process: S-methylmethionine cycle.
AUGAUAUAAUUAAUUAUUAAUUAAUUAAACAUUGGUUUGGAUUGGAACAGCAGAUGCCUGACGGAGCAACAUUUUGGGCCACAUUGACAUUGAUGAUUGACAUAUGUUAUAGAUCUAGAUCUAGAUCAAGAUCUACAUCUAAACUCGUGCAGUCUGCAAGCCGUUUAGAACUUCUGCUUUUACAAAUCUUCGGAACCGACAGUUUUGAUAAGGAUAAAGACAAUAAUAGAAGUAGAAGGCCUCUAUUCUUAGUAUUCUAGGCUCCUGCCCCUGCAGUCAGUCCAUUUAACUUCAGACUAUUCAGAGGCUAAAAAAAUUCCUGUCGUCCUGUCCUUUGACUGAAUUUGAGUCAUACAUUUACACGGUACAAGGCAUCCAUCUGCACUAUCGGAGUGAGGAGGGUUUUUUUCCUGAGAACAACAUCAUCAACUACAGAGUAAAGAAAUGGCGCAGAAGCAAAAGGUCGUUGUGUUGGAUGGAGGUACGGGCAUGACACUGCAGGAAAUGGGCCAUGUUUUUCCUCAAGGCGAUCUGCUCUGGUCCGCUCGUAUUGUCAAGUCGCACCCAGGAGAUCUCAUUAAGCUUCACAAACAAUUUUACUCGUCGGGCGCUGACAUUGUUGUGACUGCCACAUAUCAGGCUUCACUCGAUGGCUACAGGAAGGUGUUCAAUCUUGACGAGGAGGCUGCUCGUGACUGUCUCAAGCUGGGAGUAACACUUGCUCAGACGGCACGAGACGAAAUCGAGAAAGAUACGGGCCGACGUCUCUAUGUGGCAGCGUCCAUCGGAGCUUAUGGGGCGGUCCAGACAGACUGGUCCGAGUACAACGGACGAUAUGUAGACACUAUGUCGAAACAGGAACUGAGUGACUGGCAUCUGCCCCGUAUGAAAGCCAUCCUGGAAACGAACCCUGACCUUCUGGCUUUUGAGACCAUCCCGGCCGUGAAGGAGGCAGAAGCUGUCCUGGACAACCUGCAACAUUUCCCUGAUGUCAAAGCUUGGCUCACCUUCCAGUGCAAGUACGUCAGGCGUGUGGAAGUUGUCUGACCAGGUGGACGAGUGGCUGAGGCUCGGUGCCACCUGGCUGGGCGGAUGUUGUCACAUCUACAGCUCGGACAUCGCUGAGAUGAGACGGGCGCUGGAGCAGCGGGCGGAUGUUUCCCUCCUCGCCACGGCAGAUCGGCUUGUGUAAUGAUACAUGCGUGUGUUUGUGUGAGUUAUGAUGCGAUGGAGUUAGCCACUGAUCAGUUUUUGGGUAUUUAUGGAAAGAAGGAAAAUUGGUCAGUCUUCUUGGUGUGUGUGUGUUACGAUGCAUUGGUAUCUGCUGCUCGUCAAUUUUGGGGUAUUUUUGUAGUCAUCGGUUUCCUGGUUUCUUUGAUUUUAUUAUUUUGACGAACCUUUGAUUUUACCAUGAUGCUGCAUAUUUUAGUCACAAUAUGGCGGAAUCAAGCGCUUAUCAAUUUUUUGGCAUAAAAAGAUAUUAAUAUCAUCUUUUAGUUUGUUCAUGAUUUGAAGAAUAAAUAUCCAUCUAUCUAGAAUAGAAGUCGAGAUAUCUGUAAUUGGAGGAGAUGGGGAUUGCCUAGUAUUGAGGUAAAAUUAACGAGGAAAAAAUGAACACUUGAUUUCGUCAUGAUGCCACACAUAUCAUUUCGUUUUUAGGCUCGAGUGGAGCGCAAUAGAUUUGGAAUUGUCUAAGACAAUUGUUGAGGAGAAAAGUGGUUGCCUUAGACCGGUGGACGCUCUGAAUGGUUUAUUUAUAAUAUAGAAAAGAAAA